Lytechinus pictus (painted urchin) is the source of this 4184-nucleotide messenger RNA. RefSeq names its product bifunctional peptidase and (3S)-lysyl hydroxylase JMJD7-like. Lineage: Eukaryota; Metazoa; Echinodermata; Echinoidea; Temnopleuroida; Toxopneustidae. Gene Ontology annotation, molecular function: 2-oxoglutarate-dependent dioxygenase activity. The transcript has 8 exons. Bases 248 to 1231 code for a protein of 327 amino acids. The record is from RefSeq and is a predicted model, not a curated record.
AGCGCUUCGUAGAGAAGAGGAAGGGAAAUUCCCUUUUCCUGAGAGAACGUGCGCCGUGAUCGUGAUUGCCAGAACUGUACUUGUUGCAAGGCUUUGCAGCCAAGAACACCUAGACUAAGGACAGCAUUGCACACGGCAGCCCGGGGACGUUGCCACUUCGUGUUCGGCCAACCCCCGUUGAAACGCACACCCAAAUGUCUCUAGAAUUCUAGACAGUCCUAGCCAGUACAGUAUCAUUAACAUUGACAUGGAUUCUGUUCAGGAUGACUGUUUGUCUAAAUUAGAACAAGAACCUUCAAUUGAGGAUUGCUUCAGACAUUUAGCUGAGGAAGCUCGAGAAUUGUAUCUGUCACCCGACGUGCCACGUUUGACUAAGCCUCCGACACCCUUAGAGUUCUACCGUGAUUAUGUAUCUCCAAACAGACCUGUCAUCAUAGAGAAUGCAUUCAAUGACUUUCCUGCUCUCACCAAGUGGUCAAUACCAUACUUCAGAGAACACUUCAAUGAUAAGAUCCUGACUGUGGCUGUCACUCCAAACGGCUAUGCUGAUUCUGUCUGCGGAGAUUACUUUGUUUUGCCUGAGGAAAGGGAGAUGCCAUUUGCAUCCUUUUUAGACAUUAUGGAGGGAAAAUCAGAGCUGAAAGGCGUCUAUUAUGUCCAGAAGCAGAACUCAAAUUUGACCCUUGACUUGAAAGAGUUAGUAGAAGACAUCAAAGAGGAUAUACCUUGGGCAUCAGAAGCAUUUGGACAGAAACCAGACGCUGUCAACUUCUGGAUGGGUGGACAUGAAGCAGUCACUUCUAUGCACAAGGACCAUUAUGAAAACCUGUACUGUGUUAUACAGGGUGCAAAGAAAUUCAUAUUACAUCCACCUACUGAUAGACCAUUCAUACCUUAUGGAAACUAUGCCCAAGCAGCAUACAAGGAAAUCAAUGGCGAAUUCCAGAUAGUCCCUGACCCUGGAGGUCACACUGUACCAUGGAUUGCCGUUGACCCUUUGAAUCCUGACCUCGAUCGACACCCGGCGUACGGUGAGGUCGAUCAGAUCAGGUGCACGGUGCGUCCUGGUGAGAUGCUGUAUCUUCCAUCGUUGUGGUUCCACCAUGUUAGCCAGGAAGAUCAAACUAUAGCAGUUAACUACUGGUACGACAUGGAAUAUGACAUCAAGUACAAUUACUUCACGGCUCUUGAGAAAAUUGUCAAGGUUAGAUCAGGAGAAGGGAAGAGAUGACAGAAAACAAUCAUCUUUAUUAAAUUCAGCUGAUUAAUAGGUAGUAUGAAGUCUACAAAAAAGACUGCAUUUACUUGCUUAGUACAAACAUACUUGCAGGAAAAAAUUACAUGGGGGCUCGGGGUGAUUUCGCCCCCGAAAUGCUCAGAAGAUCCCUGGAAAAUUAACAAAGAGCCCCUAAAUUUCCCUAUUCACUGCACCCAAUGUUUGCAGAUUUAGGCAGUAGGUUGUGAAAGGUAGUCUCCUAAAAAGAAAAUAAUAUUUUUUGGCCUGCAUACAUGUAGAAGCUUCUUCCAAGAUGUUUAAUAUGCUCUACAGGCCCUGUUUACAUCAAGCUUACCAAUUGAUUAACCCUAACUAGGCCGGGCUUUUUUGGCUGUUCUGUGGCUGGGGGGGGGUUGAUUCAACCCCCCCCUGAGAUCUCAGCCGCCGAUCGCGCAAGCGCCGCAAAAAUUUGUGCGCUGGUAGUGUGCAAUGUAAUCUACAAGGCUGUAUGGUAAAAUGUUCCAAAAUAAUGAGAUUUUAUUUUAUAUGAUUUAAUUAUGCUAAUUUAUGCAUAAAUCAUACUUUUUGCUCUAAUUCACUAAAUAAAGCUCCUAGAAUGCUAAUUUUUGGUAAAAAUAUUCUUUGUAGCAUUCUUAACAAUGGCAAUUGAAAAAAACUUUGGUUUGGAAAUCAAUUUCUUAUGUAUUUUAUUGUUUUAUGUAUUUCUCUGUUUUUCAACCUUUUGUUUUUCUUUGUUUUUUUCGCCAGAUUUCUUGCACAACCUUUUUGAAGCAUAAUUUUGCUAAAAUCAAUUGCUUUCAGCUGUUUAAAGUAAAAAUAAUCAUAUCUUUAUGAAUAAGAUGAGAAAACUCAAUUUGCAUUGACUUUGUACACAAAAUCACGUUUUGGAACAAUUUUUGGUCUGACAUGCACUUACAAAAUGUUGCGUAAUUUCGGAACCGUGUACCCGGGCGUCGUAAAUUUGGUCUCAAAAGAUGCGCGAGACUUAAAAGUAUAAACUCUGCGAGUGGCGCGGUCAAAACAUUUCGCGCGGCGGAAUGAUCGCAGAAAAUGUUGAGGGGGGGGUUGAUUCAACCCCCCCCCCCCCGGCCAUUUUAGGGUUAAAGGACAAAUUUUUUAAAUUGAUGAUUGCAUUGACCAUAAUGUAGAGUUCAGUAUAAAAAUCAAUCUUACAAUCAAUCACUUGGACAAGUCCACCCUAACAUAAAGUUGAUAUGAAUAAAAAGAUAAAAAUCCAACAAGCAUAACAAUGAAAAUUUAAUCAAAAUCGGAUGUAAAAUAAGAAAGUUAUGACAUUUGAUGUUUCGCUAAAUUUCACAAAACAGUUAAAUGCACAUCCUGGUCGGUAUGCAAAUGAGGGGAAUGACGUAUUUGCCUGCAUACAUGUAGAAGCUUCUUCCAAGAUGUUAUGCUCUUCAGGCCCCAUUUCCAUCAAGAAGCUUACCAAUUGAUUAAAGUACAAUUUUUUUUAAAAUUGAUGAUUGCAUUGACCAUAAUGUAGAGUUCACUGUAAAAAUCAAAAUUACGAUCAAUCGCUUAAGUUUUGUGUUUUUCAAAUUGAUUCAUGUGUCUUUACAUUUAGAUCUCUUACUUCACCUUUUAUUUAGUCUUGUUUGCCCAUUUCCCUUUGAUGUACGUGGGCCGUGGGGGUGGGGUUCCACUUCCACUGAAGAGUGGACAGGCUACUCUCGUUUCGUGCUUACCCCAGAAAAAAACACCCCUUUUUCCAUUUUUCUCUUGCAGAUACUGUCUAUGCUUUAAUGGAAGUGCCCCACCCCCACCCAGCAUGUGGUACUAGCAUUUAAUUCCUUAAUUUUAUCAUAUUUCAGUUACCUUUGGAGACUGCUAUUUUUUAUUAAUUAGAAUGUAUUUUCACAUUUCAACCAUGUCCUUGGCUGGUCAAAUAGAUGAUGGCCUUUCAUUUGUCAAUAUUCAUUCUAUGCAGCUUGAUGCUCGGGUGGACUGUGCCUAUAAUUUUUGUCAACAUACAUGUACAUGUCAUCUGUCAAGUUAAAAACAAACAAAAAAUCAAUAUUUGUGCAAUAAAUGUUUUAUAAAAAAGUCAAAACAUUCUCUGCAUGCUCUUACUUUCAAGUUCAGAUACUGUAGGAUCUGUUGAAUUGAAAGAUUGAAAAAUUGGUAAAUUAAGUGAUGGUUCGAUUGAUAGAGACUUAAAGAAUGACUGCUUUAUUGAUUGGUUGAAUAAGUGAUUGGUUGAUUGACUUAUUGAUUUAUUAGUUGAUUGUUUGAUUGAAUGGAAAGUUGUUUGUUCAUUUUUUCUUCACUGAUUGAUUAAAUACUUGAUCAUUUGUACUUCAGAGAAAUAUAAUGGUAAGCUUAAUUUCUGAAAAGACGCGUAUUUGGAUUGAAAAAAAAAAACACACAGAUUAAUGGGAACCUUGAUCCAACUAAUGAAAUUGAUUUUUUUUCUUGUGAUUUUACAGCCUAACCUUCAUUUUGACAUCAUGAAUCAUCAGCUUUACCUAUAAAGAUAUAGUACACAACCAGAUCACCUCAGAAUUAAUUCUUUGUCUUAUCAUCUUGAAAAAGGAGUUUAUUGCAUAGAGAGUGCUAAAACAAUACUAAAAGUACAUAAUCAUACAUGCUUUGGUAAGGAAAUAUAUUGUAAUAACAAGCUGACUGGUGUCCAAAAUAAAUUCUUAACAUGACAUACCUUCAACCUGCCAACAUAUAAAGUGCUCAGGAAGGGUGUGUUCUAAGCCAUAGGCAUGCCUUUUCCCUUCCAAAAAUAUUUGGGUUCUGGGGGAGUUAAGCUUCAAUGAAUGUAAGAGUAUCACAUGAGUAUCCAAUAGAGUAUAAAACAAAGAUUCAGUAUGUUUUACAGUUUUUUUUUCCCCCAGUUUGACACCAUCAAGGGUUGCAAAUUCAGAAUAUGGCAAUAAUGAUAUUGGGGAUCUUUACUUGUGUGUGUGGAAAUUAUUUGGUA